This is a messenger RNA of Globicephala melas (long-finned pilot whale), 2036 nucleotides long. RefSeq names its product cytohesin 1 interacting protein (gene CYTIP). Gene Ontology annotation, molecular function: protein binding. NCBI's taxonomy places the organism in Eukaryota, Metazoa, Chordata, Mammalia, Artiodactyla, Delphinidae. Gene Ontology annotation, cellular component: cell cortex. The record is from RefSeq and is a predicted model, not a curated record. Gene Ontology annotation, biological process: regulation of cell adhesion.
CAGGAUCUCCCAGAAGGCAGCCACACCGCUCUCACUGCCUUCUUGCAGCUGUUACCUCCAGCCCUGCAGGACAGGGGGCUGUAAAUUCAUCUGCAGCCGACUAGAGGACACCUCAUAUGCUCUGGUGUUGAGACCAGGAGGGAUCUCUGACUGAGAUUUGCCAACUAAACUUCUAUGCUUGCUCUGACGAGAUCAAGUUCUUUAGAUCAUACCUUUUUCUGGUCUCAAAGAAAGCUUGUUACUGUGGAAAAACAAAAUAAAGGAAAAUUUGGGUUUGAAAUUCAGACUUACAGGCUCCAAAACCAGAACACCUGCUCCUCAGAGAUGUGCACCCUGAUCUGCAAAAUCCAGGAGGAUAGCCCAGCACACUGUGCUGGCCUGCAAGCUGGUGAUGUCCUUGCAAAUAUCAAUGGUGUGAGCACAGAAGGUUUCACCCACAAACAAGUUGUUGACCUGAUCAGAUCAUCAGGAAACCUGCUAAUGAUAGAGACUCUUAAUGGAACAAUGAUUCUCAAAAGAAGAGAACUUGAGGCAAAGCUGCAAGUUUUAAAGCAAACCUUGAAGAGAAAAUGGGUGGAGUUCAGAUCUCUGCAGUUACAGGAACAGCGCCUGCUUCAUGGUGAUGCAGCUAACUGCCCAAGUUUGGAAAAUAUGGACAUAGAUGAAUCAGCUUUGUUUGGACCCCUGCCGGGUUCAGCUCUCCUGGACCGGAGUCGCUUAUCCAGUGAGAGCAGCUGUAAGAGCUGCCUGAGCUCCAUGACGAUAGACAGUGAGGAUGGGUACCAGACAUGUGUGUCUGAAGACUCGAGCAGGGAAGCCUUCAGCCGGCAGACAAGCACAGAUGAUGAGUGUUUUGUCCUCAAGGAUGGGGAUGAUUUUCUGAAGAGGUGUUCUUCAAGGAGGAACCAGAGCAUUAGUUCUGCUAGUAGUGGGUCCAUGUCUCCCUUGUGGGAAGGCAACUUCUCAAGCAUGUUUGGGACUCUGCCCAGGAAAAGCAGAAGGGGAAGUGUCCGGAAACAGCUCUUAAAAUUCAUCCCUGGCCUUCAUCGCGCUGUGGAAGAGGAAGAGAGUCGCUUUUAAUGGGUUGUAGUGCCCUUUCAUAUUAGCUUAUUUCAUAAAUGUCUUCAGAUUCAUUUAGACCAACUCCACCCAGCUUAGCGGGAAAGUGCAGAUGGAUUGCAAAACUGACAUCCCAUUUCAUGGCAAGAGUGAACUUUACUUAAAUUUUUGUAUCAUUAUGUUUGCUCCUUCAAUCAUUUUUGUAACCAGAACAACUCAAGUUCCAAGCAGGCAGUAGGAAAAUUAAGUAAUAAAUUAGAAAAUAUUAACAAAUUAACACAAGUGCCUGCUCAUUUUAAUGCUGCCUGUGAAGGCAAGAGUAAAAUUUAUUUUCUAGAUUAUUCAUGUAAAAUGUUGAGAACUUUUUGGAGUCAAGUGUGAAUAAGAAAGUGACAGAAUAUAAUUAUUUGGAAUACCUUCUGUAGGUUAAUUGGUAGGUUACAAAACUUUAUAUUUGCUUAAGCUCGGUAGCCUUUGGGGAGGCUUAUUAAUAGGCAAUUUUGAAUGUUUCUGUUCAAAUCUAUGAAAGAUUAUAAACAAAGAUGAUCAUCAGCCCUUUUUUACAUCCACAAUGACAAUAAAUCGGGAAGUAUACGAUUUAAUAUGGGGGUUUAAACUUUAUGAGCUCCAUGGAAAGAUGUUAUCUAAGAUGGGUGCUAAGGAAGCCUAUAGUAAGUCCUUUUUUAUUGGUAGCCUAAACAAAAUGGAUGAGGUUGUCAUUCUUACCUAAUUCAACUUUUGUUCUGCCUAAACAUUGAUGACAAGUCUAGCUCUCUCAAGAUCCUACAGCCUUGUGAUUUUUUUGAACAAAUGUCUAAAAUUUGAAAAAUUAGGAAAAGUAUUUUCCUCCUGUAGAUUUUUUUCCACAUUACUCCUCACUUUAUAUUAUAUAUUCCAAAUAGUUAUUGCCUCAGCGCUCUUUUGUCUAUUCGUUAUGUUAGUAUCACAUUACUUCUAGCCUUUCAAUCAUAUUUUUA